AUGUCAGCUCAAGUAGUAAAAAAGGCACAGCCCAGUCGUAAAGGCAAGAAAGCAUGGCGUAAAAAUGUAGAUAUAUCCGAUGUUACUGAAGGACAAGAAGAGCUGAGAGCUGUGGAAAGACUCAUUGGUCAUACUGGAGAAAUAAAAGAUGAGGAACUGUUUACUAUUGAUACGGCAGGCGAUUUGAACGUUAAGCGUCAACUAGCUAAAGAUAAGCCACUUCGAGUGGACGAGAUCUUGCAACAGAGAUCAGCUGUUCCUGCUGUGCAGCCAAAGAACCCAUUUAAGAAGCAAGAAAUUACAGAUAAAGUUGCUUCUAAACAUGAAUCAGACAACAUUCAAAAGAUCCUGAAACGUAAAGGAAAUCAACAAACACAAUCACAACCAAAGAAGAAAAAAGUCAAUGACAAAAAGACAUAUGACCUUUGGGGACAAGAGGAAUCAGAGCCUGUCAAUGACUUUUUACCUACUCAACAAAAACCCAAGACACCUGAGACGAUAAAACAAAAACCUGCUGCUGCUACACAUAUUCCAGCCAUUGAAACACCACACGGAGGAGCAUCAUAUAACCCUGAAGCAGAACAGCAUCAGCAAUUACUUGCAGAAGCUGUGAAAGCAGAAGAGCGUAAAGCGGAAAUUAUUGCCAAACUUCAUGAACAGCUGUCUUAUCGUGAAGAGCUGAAACUGCUAGCCAGUGAAGAUGCUCCAAUGGAACAUGAGGACGAUGAAGAUGUGCAAGACUUACCAACAGAUGAUCAAGAGACAAAGAAAAUGAAGGCUGCUAAGCGCAAGACAAGAAGAGAACGACAUAAGAAGUUCCGUUUAGCAAGUGAAGAGUUGGCAAGAAAACAAAAAUUGCAUGAAAAAGCUAUUCGUAGACAAAUUGAUCAGCUUAGAGAGAUUGAAGCCGAGAUUGAACAGAGAGCAAAUGAGUUGGAUGCUCUGUUGGAAAAGAAAGAGGAGCGCAAGGCUAGCGAAGAAAAGAAAGGAGUUAAAAAGCUUGGAAAGUAUGAAGUACCUGAGUUACCCAUUGACGUGCAGCUGACAGAUGAGCUGUGCGCAACCCUUCGACAACUAAAGCCUGAAGGAAGUAUAUUCAAAGAUAGAUUCCAUAGUCUCGUAAAGCGUAAUAUUAUCGAACCAAGAGUGCCAGUUACACCAACCAGAAGAUAUAAGCUUAAGGAAUAUGAAAAGAGAAGUUACAAGAAAUUUGAUCAAAUGGAACAAAUGAAAAAGAACCAAAAGCGUUAA
Messenger RNA from Rhizopus microsporus ATCC 52813, 1251 nucleotides. Its product is annotated as P60-like protein. Lineage: Eukaryota; Fungi; Mucoromycota; Mucoromycetes; Mucorales; Rhizopodaceae. Gene Ontology annotation, cellular component: nucleolus. The record is from RefSeq and is a predicted model, not a curated record. The transcript is spliced from 5 exons. Gene Ontology annotation, molecular function: 5S rRNA binding. Bases 1 to 1251 code for a protein of 416 amino acids. Gene Ontology annotation, biological process: ribosomal large subunit assembly; rRNA processing.